Dufourea novaeangliae is the source of this 1579-nucleotide messenger RNA. Its product is annotated as silk gland factor 1. The record is from RefSeq and is a predicted model, not a curated record. Gene Ontology annotation, molecular function: transcription factor binding; RNA polymerase II cis-regulatory region sequence-specific DNA binding; protein domain specific binding. Gene Ontology annotation, biological process: cell differentiation; regulation of transcription by RNA polymerase II; anatomical structure morphogenesis. The coding region runs from base 1 to 1551 and encodes 516 amino acids. The transcript has a single exon. NCBI's taxonomy places the organism in Eukaryota, Metazoa, Arthropoda, Insecta, Hymenoptera, Halictidae.
AUGACCAUGCUCCAGUCCCAGAAGCUGUACGGCGACGCGGGCGGUUUAGGCGGCGCUAUGACCAGCGCCGCGAUGACCAGCGCCGCGAUGUCCACGAUGGGCAGCAUGGCGCCCACGUACAGCUCGAUGAACUCGGUGGGCUGCGUCUCUAUGGGGAUGUCUAUGGGGGUCGGUGUCGGGCCGAGCUGUAGCCCCCAGGGUGCCGGCGGCUUUAACAUGGGCAGCAUGGGCACCGCAAUGGGGAUGGCCUCGAUCGGCGGCGGCGCCAUGGGAGGUUACGGUAGCGCCUCGAUGGGCGGCGGAACCGGUUGCAUGUCCGCCGUCGGUUACGGCCCAUUGACACCGGCUGGCUCUGGGUCGGUCACCCGUGAUCCGUUGUCGUUGACGGAACCUGACUCCCCGAAUUCCGCGUUGCAACGGGCCCGAACCGACAAAUCCUAUCGUCGUAGUUACACGCACGCGAAACCACCGUAUUCUUACAUCAGCCUGAUCACGAUGGCGAUCCAAAACGCGCCGACGAAGAUGUUGACGCUAUCCGAGAUCUAUCAGUUCAUCAUGGAUCUGUUCCCGUUCUACAGACAGAACCAGCAACGCUGGCAGAACUCGAUCAGGCAUUCGUUGAGCUUCAACGAUUGCUUCGUUAAGAUGCCACGUACACCGGACAAACCGGGUAAAGGAUCGUUCUGGACGUUGCACCCGGAGAGCGGUAACAUGUUCGAGAACGGAUGCUAUCUACGACGUCAGAAGAGGUUCAAAGACGAGAAGAAGGAACUUACCAGACAGACGAAUAAACACCAACAACACCAGCAACAUCAUACCUCGGCCGAGGUGGCGGUGGCCGCGGCUGGUCACAGCAGCCCUACCUCUAUCGUACGGGCGAACGCCGCAGGUGGUAGGAAAACCCCCUCGUCCCUUCAUCACGGGCCCCAACAGCCGGACGACAAGGACCUCCACUCGUUGGUCUCCUCGCAUCAUCAUCAUCAUCAUCACGCGGCCGCUCUCCACCAACAUCACGCCAAUCUGAAGAGCGACGCGACGGACAUAGGUGGUCUGCUUGGGCCUGAUCUGGGCGCGGCGGCUCACGACGAGCUCACCGCCAUGGUCAGUCGUAGUCUUCAUCCGCAUCUGAUCUCCGAUCCGGCCGCCCUUCAUCACGGUAUGACCGGUAGCCUGAAACAAGAACCACCGUACACAGCCGCCAGUCAUCCGUUCAGCAUCACCAGGCUACUCCCAGGUGCCACGGCUGGCACAUCUCCUGGUGCACAGGACACCAAACCGCCAGAGAUGAAGAUGUACGAGCAGCUGCACCAGAGCUACGCGAACUUCGGCACCUCGUCCCAUCAUCCUCACGCCCAUUCAGCUCCAACUGGGCAUCAUCAUCACAACGGCAGCAUGCACACGGGCUCGAACGCUGGCGGUCCUAUGCACAACAUGACCAACCAUCAUCAUCAGGAGUAUUACCAGAGUCCACUGUAUCAUCACGCGACCAGCGUGGCGAGCAGUGGCGCGCCACCACCGCCCUCCGUCGCCACAGCUGCACCGGGAUUGUGACACCACGCCACCCACCCCUAUGCCCUCG